Trichomonas vaginalis G3 is the source of this 1662-nucleotide messenger RNA. Its product is annotated as phage tail repeat-like family. The coding region runs from base 1 to 1662 and encodes 553 amino acids. The record is from RefSeq and is a predicted model, not a curated record. The transcript has a single exon. NCBI's taxonomy places the organism in Eukaryota, Parabasalia, Trichomonadida, Trichomonadidae.
AUGAUUAAACAACAGCAACCACAACAACUUAAGGCACAAAGCACCCAGGUCCCUCAGACCAUUACAUACGCCAUAUAUGCAUAUAAUUCAAAGACGGCAGAACAAACGCAAAGGUUGAAAUAUGGAGAUUUGGAGAUAGUAUUGAAAAAUGAUCAUUUCGAAUUCGUUUGCAAAGGUGGUGCGGUGAUAUCAAAUAUAAAAGAAAUUUUAUUUAUGAAUUCAAAAAUUAAAGGAAUAACGGAUGAUAUAACAUCAAUUCCACCAGAAGAACAGAGAUAUUACGCAUUAAAUGCAUUUCCUAAAGUUUUGAAGAUUGGAAGAUUUAAUUUAAAUGAGGAAUUCAUAGAAGGUUUCCUAAAUGACAUAAUGAAGAAAGCAGAUAAGGAAUAUGUGGAUAGUGAGUUAAAUAAGAAAGCAGAUAAGGACUGUGUUGCUGCUGCGUUAGAUAAGAAGGCGGAUAAGGAAUAUGUUGAUGAAAAAGAUAAUGAAAUUAUAGAAAGGGUUGAAUGGUACCAUGAACGGACAUCAAAGAUUUUAAAAACUAAAGCUGAUACAGGAUGGGUUUCAGGAUGUUUAGACCUUAAAGCGGAUAAAACAUAUGUUAACGAUGAGUUAGGGAAGAAGGCAAAUAAGGAAUAUGUUAACGAAAUAUACCAAAGUUUGAUAGGAACAACGAAAAAUAUUGAAACUAUUGUUGGGGAUGUUUCUGUCAAUGAAGAAAAUAAAUAUUUUAGAUGGGAGUUUGUACAGUCCUUAAGAAAUGGUAUACGAUAUAAACUCAUUCCGAAAAAUAACAAUGAAAUGUAUGUAAGCUAUAUAAAGAAUAAUGGUACACAAGUUAAAGUUCCAUUAGACAACAACUGUUACUUAAACUUAUAUGGAGACGAACAAAAGAAAUAUUUAAGAGUUUAUGAAAUGGCAGAUAUGACAUUGCCUGACCCAGCUCCAGCACCAUAUUAUUAUGACUAUGGUGUUGACGCACGUGUAGACCCAAAAAAGCAAACAUUAUAUUUAGAUUAUUAUAGAUAUAAAAGAUAUAAUGCAAUAGAAAAAACGAGAAUAGUAUAUUAUUAUACAGAUGACAGAAAUAAAUAUUAUAGUCAAGAUUUUACCUACCCCGAAAACAUAAGAUUAUAUUAUAAAAAAUAUUCUGACACAAACCAGAAGAAACCUGAAAUAGUUACACUAUAUUUUAAGUUCAAAAGAGACAAUCCUAUAUUAUCUCAUAUGUUUGAUUUAAUGAACCCAGUAGGUUCUAUUUAUACAUCUAUGGAUGCAAGAGGUCCUCAAGUAAUGUUUGGUGUUGGUGCAUGGGAACAAAUAGUUGACAGGUUUUUGUAUUGUGCAAACUCUUCAAAGGAAACAGGAGGAAGUAAAACGAUUUCAGGUGAAAAUUUACCUGCACACAGUCACUACAUAGAUUUAAGCACAUCUCAAGCAGGUUGGCAUAAGCAUAGAUAUUGGGAUUGGUCAGGAAUGACAAAAGGUAAAGGAUAUGAUGUUAAAGACAACGUUAAGUUUGCCAUAAAUUGUUACUGGAGUGACACUCAGGGAGAAGGAAACCAUACACAUCACGUUUCAGGAUAUACACAAACAACGGGACAAAGUAAAGAAUACAUGCCACCUUACAUGACAGUUUACGCAUGGUAUAGAGUUCAAUGA